Messenger RNA from Amorphotheca resinae ATCC 22711, 1371 nucleotides. RefSeq lists its product as hypothetical. The record is from RefSeq and is a predicted model, not a curated record. Gene Ontology annotation, molecular function: RNA binding; peptidyl-prolyl cis-trans isomerase activity. Bases 1 to 1371 code for a protein of 456 amino acids. Gene Ontology annotation, biological process: protein peptidyl-prolyl isomerization. NCBI's taxonomy places the organism in Eukaryota, Fungi, Ascomycota, Leotiomycetes, Helotiales, Amorphothecaceae. Gene Ontology annotation, cellular component: nucleus. The transcript is spliced from 2 exons.
AUGAGCGUCCUCCUCGAGACCUCGGCGGGUGACAUAGUCAUCGACCUGCUGGUCGACUACGCGCCGAAACUCUGCGAAAACUUCCUGAAGCUGUGUAAAGUCAAAUACUACAACUUCUCGCCCGUGCACAGCGUACAAAAAGACUUCUCCUUCCAGACCGGCGAUCCUAUCGGCCCCGACUCGAAAGACAGCGAUGGAGGGAGCUCGAUAUGGGGGCUGUUGGAGGGGCCGGCCAAGAGGACAUUUGUUGCAGAUUUUAACCCAAAGCUCAAGCAUGCAGAGAGGGGCACAGUCAGUAUGGCCACGGCGCCUUCGACAAGGGACCCGGAUGAGAGGGUUGCAGGCAGUCAGUUUAUAGUUACGUUGGGUGACAAUUUGGAUUAUUUGGAUGGCAAGGCCGCUAUUUUUGGCAAGGUUGUCGAAGGAUUUGAUGUGCUGGAGAAGAUAAAUGAAGCUUUCUGCGACGAGAAGGGGCGGCCUCUGGUUGAUAUCCGGAUCAAGCAUACGGUUAUUCUCGACGAUCCCUAUGAUGACCCUCCGGGCCUCGUCGAGCCUCCAGAGAGCCCUCUACCAACUAAGGCACAACUUGCCACCGUACGAAUAGGGGAGGAUGACAAGUUGGACGACGAUGCGGAUCCCGAGGCCGUCGAAAAGCUACGACGAGAACGAGAGGCCAGGGCACAGGCCUUGACCCUAGAGAUGAUUGGCGAUCUUCCAUUCGCCGAAGUCAAGCCUCCUGAGAAUGUCCUCUUUGUCUGCAAGCUCAACCCCGUUACCACCGACGAGGAUCUGGAGCUGAUCUUCAGCCGCUUCGGCAAAAUCCUCUCCUGCGAAGUAAUUCGCGACAAGCGCACUGGCGACUCCCUUCAAUACGCCUUCAUCGAAUAUGAAGAGCAAAGCUCCUGCGAACAAGCAUAUUUUAAGAUGCAGGGCGUGUUGAUCGAUGACCAUCGCAUCCAUGUCGAUUUCUCACAGUCCGUAUCCAAAUUAUCGGAUUCGUGGCGGACGGCGACGAAUUCCAAAAGACGGCAAGGUGGAGGGGGCUUUGGUGGCGUUAGUGGUCUGGAAAAGAAGAGACAGUAUAAGGCAGAAGACUAUGGGGGCGGUAGGAGGGAUAGGUAUGGCAUGGUUUAUGACGAGGACGAGUUGAGGAGACGGCACGAAAGGGAGGGAAAAUACGACUCGGAGAAGAGAGAGCGGAGUCGGAGCCGGAGUCCACAGGAGAAGAGGAGAAGCUAUUAUGAGAGAGAUGACAGAAGAGGAAGGGGUGACGGUGACAGAUAUAGGAGUGGCAGGGAUCGAGAUCGCUAUGAUGAUCGGGAUAGAGGCGGUCGGGGAGGUCGUAGAGAUGAUAGUUAUCGGCGGCGAUAG